AUGCCCGACGGCUCUGAUUCUCCUCCAGCAUCAAGUACUCAACCCCUAAGCUCCCACGUAUCUCAAUCAAACGAGGCUCGCUUGACAUUAGCCACUCAAUUACGGCAUCUUCGAGAGCUUAUUUCGGAGCUUCAUGACGAUGAUGUGACGCUGAGAGAUCGCGCUUGGGACGCCAUCAAUCGUGAAAUAGACGAUAUUUACCCGAGCACGGCAGCAUCUAGAUUGCUGGAUUAUCGCCGUAGUCAGAGAUUCGUCGCGGGCCAAACCGAACGGCGGGAGCGUUUGCGACGCACCAUUCAACAAACCUCGGAUGUUGUUCAAGCUCACCUGUUGAACUCGGGAUCAAGGAGGAUAAGGAUGAAUCGAGAUGAGGACGUUUCGACGAUAACGGGUGCAAGGAGACCGACCGAUAAUACAUCUAACGCCCUGCGCUCAGCAGCAAUACGACAGGGAGCUGUGCAUUCAACGCCCUCAAAUUUACUUAAUGAUAAUAACGAGGUCCCGAGACUUAAUCCCCGAGAGCAUUCUCCAGACACACCAUCAAGCCGUCGACAAAAUAAACGGGUUAAACUUGAUUCUGAUGAUAACCGUGAAGGUCCCCGUGGCUUUAGUUAUGGGCAUUACGGCCAAGUUGUUCCUGGAGCACUAGAAAUGCAUAUCCACACCUGCGAUGGUGGCCCAUAUGGGAUGGACGGCCGAAGCUCGUGGCCAGAGAACAUUUUACUCAAUGACAAUUCUCUAUACCGCGCGAAGAGCACUAGAUGCAAUAUCGUUCUAAAACAUCAAGGUCAAACUCCGUUCUGCCUGAAGAAGCUGGUCAUAAAGGCCCCAAAAUCUGGAUUUGAUGGACCGGCAGGUAUUCGCGAAGGAAUGGUCUUCGUGAGCAUGGUCUCCGAUGAGGUAUUAAGCCGCACAGCUCGGUAUCAUAUGUUCUAUAGUUGUCGCCCUUUGCAGCCUCAACCUCUUCGGAAUUCUUGGCAGAGUCACUCGCAACGGUAUCUAACUGCUCUUCGAGCUUCACUUUCGUCGCCUCAACGCACGGUUCUCGUACACCCAGCACAAGUGUCCUCCUAUGAAAAUAGCUCCAUUAUUUCUACAGACCAUAACCGAGGUUCCAGACAAUCGUCGCCGGAUUUUCGCGUUACUUUGGAACAGGAUGAUAAAUCAGAUGAUGGAUCCACGGCCGAUCAGCAAUCUGAAAAUUCAGCGGUUAAUGCUGAAGGAGUGUACGAAAACUUUAUCGAAGCUCUUUAUCCGGCAGAUGAUGGCACUGAUACAAGUGAUGGGGAACUGAGCGAUAUGUCUGAUCAUCUACUUGGCGAAAUUCGGCGCGUAGUGCGACAUUCAAUGGGCGCCGAUCCCAAUGACAUGGGAAUAAGGAGUCGUUUCCUGUCCAGUACCGUCGGGCUUCCAGCGGAGCCAUAUACCAAUGAGCCCGAAGAGACUAGCCAGAAUCCAGCCCCGGAAGAGAUUCUUUCCCCGCAUGCGAGAUUCUUUAUCAGAAAAGAUAAAAGCGCUGUGAGCAUCAAAUUUGAUCCACCUGUGUAA
Molecule: messenger RNA, 1548 nt
Organism: Uncinocarpus reesii 1704
Lineage: Eukaryota; Fungi; Ascomycota; Eurotiomycetes; Onygenales; Onygenaceae
Exons: 3
Coding region: 1-1548 (515 amino acids)
Source: RefSeq, a predicted model, not a curated record